Manis pentadactyla (Chinese pangolin) is the source of this 1845-nucleotide messenger RNA. It is a transcript of the gene EIF1AX, whose product is annotated as eukaryotic translation initiation factor 1A X-linked. Gene Ontology annotation, biological process: translational initiation. Lineage: Eukaryota; Metazoa; Chordata; Mammalia; Pholidota; Manidae. Gene Ontology annotation, molecular function: RNA binding; translation initiation factor activity. Gene Ontology annotation, cellular component: cytoplasm. The transcript has 7 exons. Bases 208 to 642 code for a protein of 144 amino acids. The record is from RefSeq and is a predicted model, not a curated record.
CGCGAGCAGCCGCGACGCCAUUUGCUGCGGCCGAGCGUGGAUGCAGGGGCUCCUCGGGAGAACUGGGUCGCGAGACUUUGAUAUCGUGCGGUCCCACGCGUCGCCCCUCUCGCCACUCUCGCCCCUCGGAGGAGUCUCCUCGUCCUUCGCCGCCCCCGCUGCCGUCCAGGAAGGAGUCGAAGACGCCGCGAGGCCGCCGUCACUGCCAUGCCCAAGAAUAAAGGUAAAGGAGGUAAAAAUCGACGCAGAGGUAAGAAUGAGAAUGAAUCUGAAAAAAGAGAGCUGGUGUUCAAAGAAGAUGGACAAGAGUAUGCACAAGUAAUCAAAAUGUUGGGAAAUGGACGAUUAGAAGCAAUGUGUUUUGAUGGCGUGAAGAGGUUAUGCCACAUUAGAGGGAAAUUGAGAAAAAAGGUUUGGAUAAAUACCUCAGAUAUUAUUUUGGUUGGUCUACGAGACUACCAGGAUAAUAAAGCUGAUGUAAUUUUAAAAUACAAUGCAGAUGAAGCUAGAAGUCUGAAGGCAUAUGGCGAGCUUCCAGAGCAUGCUAAGAUUAAUGAAACUGACACAUUUGGUCCUGGAGAUGAUGAUGAAAUCCAGUUUGAUGACAUUGGAGAUGAUGAUGAAGACAUUGAUGAUAUCUAAAUUGAACUCAACAUUCUACAUUCCAAUUUCUCUGAGGAUUGUUCAACAAUUUGGAUUUUGGCUAUGACCUGAUAAGAAGAUUAAAAUUUCAUUAGCUUCAGUGCAAUUUGUUAAAGCAGGAUGAUUUGUUCCUAAGGUAUUUCUUCAAAAACCAGUAAUGCUGAACCCUUUUAAGUGAAAUGUUAAGCCCACUUUGUUCUUUUGAUGUAUUGGAGGUUAUGGAUGAAAGACCACUUGUAAGUUAAUGGAUGUUUUGAAUAAACCAUUUCCUCUACAUUCAUUAUGGGUUAUGAUUAAGCCCUAGGUUUGAUAGCCUGUUGACUGUACAGUGGCUUUCUAUAUUUCCCAGUUACCUAGAUGUUCCCUUGAGAUUUUGGUAAACUUAAGGGAGGCACAGAUCUGCAUUUGAAGUAAAAAUUGACUGGGUCUGUUUUUCAUAUUUUAAGUAGCAUGUGACUAUUUUUAUACUUAUUUUGAUAUCAUAUUCUUUUCAUGACUUUAUUUUGCCACUGUAAACAUACAAAAAAAACCAUUUCCAAAUGCAGUUUUUAGAACCUUGGUUUUAGUAGCAGUUUUGCAUUAUUAAGGUUAGUAGUUGCAGAAAUCCAACACUAGGUAGGACCCAGUUGUCUCAACAUUGGAAGUAUUGAUAGAAUUGUUAACUUUUUUUUUUAACUUAACAGUGUAUAGGAAAUUUCCCAAACAAGAAAAGAUUGUUUUGAUCAUAGGUAUGUAUGUAGAAUAUUUUUUCAGAACAAGAAGAUUGUUAAAAGUGUCAUUUCAGAAUUCAUACACAUACAAGCUACAAUUUUAAGUGCUUUAUAAACACUUAAAUUGUGUGUGAAUGAAACUUAAUUUCAUAACAAUCUGUACAAAGCAAACCUUUUUUUAAGUUAUCCCAAACUGGGGAAAGAGGAGGAAAUAAUAACUUAAUGAAAGAUGGUCUUUAAUUUCUGAAUGGAAGAGCUACAGCUGAGAAAUAUGAUAAAAACAAUGUCAUGCUGUGCAGUAUAUUAUACCCUUAUUUUGUGAUUAGGACAUAUUUUGUUGUGUGUACAGAUUUUUUUGUUUGUAUCUUACUGGAAAUUUAGGUUUACCUUUCCUUAGUUUUUCAUUAUCAAGUCUACUAAGGUGAAAUUAAGGGCUGGGUUUGUUGGACCUCAUAAGCCACAUUAAAGUUGUAUGCAACUUGAAAAGAAGUGA